AUGUGGUUAUGUUUCAAAGUUCCAAAUUAUGACAGUGAUGAAUAUGACGAAGAUUGGGCUGAAGUUCAAGUUAAAGUUUCUAUUAACUAUCAACAAUUUCUCAACAUUAGAAAGAGAAUUGUAACCACUGAGGAGAAAAAUAUCAAUCCAAUCAGAAUUGCAAGACAGAAAUCCACAAAGAAAGCUAACAAAUCGUCAAAAGAUCAGAAUGUUGUCAAGUCAAACUUCCUGUUCAUGAAUGUGAUGACUUUGAAGAUGAAUAUGGCGAAAUGUCAAAUUCAGGAAAAGAGAAAAUAUUGGAGAUCAUAUUCUCUCCGCGAGAACGAUGAAGAUUGUGAUGAUUAUCAUGAUGCUAUUGAGAGACAUUUUGAAGCAAUUAUUGAAAGAGUUUGUAAAAUUGAUCCUGUGCCUUUGGGUGGUAAGAGAAGUGAUGAAGAUGAUAAUAGCAACGAUGAAUCACAUGAAUCGUCGUAA
Naegleria fowleri is the source of this 474-nucleotide messenger RNA. RefSeq lists its product as uncharacterized. The transcript is spliced from 2 exons. Bases 1 to 474 code for a protein of 157 amino acids. NCBI's taxonomy places the organism in Eukaryota, Heterolobosea, Eutetramitea, Acrasida, Naegleriidae. The record is from RefSeq and is a predicted model, not a curated record.